Megalobrama amblycephala (Wuchang bream) is the source of this 588-nucleotide messenger RNA. RefSeq names its product single-pass membrane protein with aspartate-rich tail 1b (gene smdt1b). Gene Ontology annotation, biological process: calcium import into the mitochondrion; mitochondrial calcium ion homeostasis. The transcript is spliced from 3 exons. Gene Ontology annotation, cellular component: mitochondrial inner membrane; uniplex complex. Lineage: Eukaryota; Metazoa; Chordata; Actinopteri; Cypriniformes; Xenocyprididae. The record is from RefSeq and is a predicted model, not a curated record. Bases 40 to 339 code for a protein of 99 amino acids.
GCCACUGGGCGUGUCUCUGAAAGCGCACAAGCAGGAAACAUGGCGUCGUUGGUGGGUCUUCUCUCUCGAGCUUUUUUCAUUAGAAAUACAGCAACGCUGAGCCGCAACACUGGCCCAAAACUGGUGAAUGCGACAGGACCGACUCUCAGCCGAGCCGCCGUGUCAAACACAUCGGGAGGUGUCCUUCCUAAACCAGUUAAGGUCCCGUUCGGUCUGACCCGUAUGGUGAUAGUGGUGAUUCCCUUCCUCUAUGUUGGCAAUCUGAUCAGUAAAAAUUUCGCUGCCCUUCUGGAAGAACAUGAGAUCUUCGUCCCAGAUGAUGAUGAUGAUGAUGACUGAGCGAAGGUUUCACUCCAGCAGUCUGCAGAUCGUCUUAAAGGUGCCUGAUGCAGAUGAACAGGACAUAUUUAUGCAAUAAUGAAGAUUGUCAACACACUCUUGUGUUCGUAUUGCUGAAUUACACUAAACCUGUCCAGAAGCCAACGUUUAAUGCUAUUUUUAUGUUUAAAAAUAUUGUCUACGACAAUAUGAUUUGAGGCUUCCCUCAUUAAUAGCCUCUCUUCUAUUUAAUAAAUUGUUUGAAUGUUG